UUUUAUGUUGCCAGUUUGUAAACGUACAUGUUUUGAACCAGCCUUGGAUUGUUUUGAUAUUUCCGGCUUUAAAAUUGAAGUAUUGGUACCGGAAGUGGUGUUGUUGUCGUUAGCUCUAGUGGCUCACAGGCUGAAGAAGGAAGAGUUUGUCAGCUGACCAGAAACCAAGUUGCUGUUAAUUGUGGGGUUUUGAGGCAGUGCAUUACACCUCAAGAAAAGGCAGAAGCAACAACGCAGGAGUCCACAGCGACUGGGCUACAGUGACAUCUUCAGACUAUGGGCUCCAAGCAGAUGUGGUUGUCUUUUCCCCUCUGUGGACAAGCACUAAUAAAACUUUAAAAUUUCCUGCCUUGGUGCUCUUCACUUCUGCAACCUUUGCUUUGUGAGUAUCCAGGACACUGUCUGUGGAAAUGGACAGUACAGACCCUGUGCGGCCCAGUCUCAACUCGGCAUAUGUUCCUAAUGCACUUGGUAACCACGAUGUAUCUGAUGAGGAUGAUGAGGAGAGCGAGGACCAUAGCCCCUCUGCAUCACUUCUUCCCAAGAGUUCCCCACUGCCUUUGGCUGUUCGUUACAGUCCGGACGACUCGUACUAUUUGGUGUACAUCAUUUUUUUUCUGAUGGGCAUUGGCUCCCUGCUGCCCUGGAACUUCUUCAUAACAGCUAAACACUACUGGCUUUUUAAACUUAGCAACAACACUCAUCACAGCGGCAAUGAGGAGCAACGCUCAGACCUCAGUGAGUACUUUGAAAGUUAUCUGUCCUUGGCCUCCACGGUGCCCUCUGUGUUGUGUCUGAUCCUCAACUACCUUCUCGUUAACAGGUUGUCUGCAGUAGUGCGAAUCUUGUCAUCGCUGUUUGUGAUCCUGUUGGUGUUUGUGGUGACCACGGUGCUGGUGAAGGUGGACGUGUCAGAAUACAGGGUGGGGUUUUUCAUCGGCACACUGGUCAGUGUGGCGGUGGUCAGCGGAGCCUCCAACAUCUUCUAUGGAAGUGUUUUCGGGAUCAGUGGGCACUUUCCCAUGAGGAUCUCUCAGGCCCUCAUAUCAGGCCAGGCAAUGGGAGGUACUCUGAGCGCACUAGCCUCAAUAGCGGACCUAGCUAUUGCUAAAGAUGUGACCGACAGCGCUCUGGCCUAUUUCCUCACAGCAGAUGUUUUCAUUCUGAUUUGCAUCAUCACAUAUUUGCUGUUGCCCAAACUGGAAUAUUCAAGACACUACAUGGUGGCAGCAACAUCCAGUAGUCCCGCUGAGAUGAGCGAAGGUGGAGGUGCUGGAAGCACAAUUCCACCGCUGCAGCCCAUCCUUAAGAAGAUUUGGUUGCUUGGACUGAGUGUCUUAUACGUCUUUUCUAUCUCCAUCAUGGUGUUCCCUGCAGUGUCCUCAGGAAUACAGUCUGUUCACAAGGACAGCGGCAGCCCCUGGACGACCACUUACUUCGUGCCUCUUAGCUGUUUCCUCCUUUAUAAUGUAGCAGAUUUAUGUGGCAGGAUGGCCACAGCCUGGCUGCAGGUGCCUGGUCCCACCAGUAAAGUCCUGCCUGCACUGGUGCUGUGUCGCUCCGUUAUGGUACCACUCCUCAUGUUCUGUAAUUACCAGCCAAGAGACCACCUCCAUACAGUGGUCUUUGCACAUGAUGCGUAUCCGGUGCUCUUUAACUGCCUGCUAGGUCUCUCUAAUGGCUACUUAGGCACACUGCCAAUGAUCUAUGGCCCAAAGGUGGUACAUCGAGAGCUGGCAGAGGCCACAGGAGUGGUCAUGUCAUUCUUUCUCACUCUGGGACUGACUGUUGGAUCUGCAUUCUCUGUGCUUCUCGUGCACUAUAUCUGAUCACAAUAACCAGGUGAUGUUCCAGGGUAAAUCUGGUGCUCAUGAGAAUCAGGACUGUCAGCUGCACCAAGCGUCUCUUUUUCACUUGACCAACAUGCCUCAAUAUCUUUAUACCUCGCAUUAAUACGUUCACACUGAUGAAGCUGCACUUAGAAUCUCUGCUGGGUUUAAGAAACACCUGGUUUUAAAAAAAAAAAAAAAACCUUGUACCCUGUGCACAAAUUUUUAACAUGACAAUUUUGGAGUACACUGUUUUGCAAAGGAUUUUGUUAUUUAGAUAAAAAUAUAUAAAUGUAGAUGGUAAUGGAUACAGUUGAAAAACAUGGUUAAAGGAUAUUGAACAUGGGGUCCAAUUCUUUCUGCCUGCUGUAAACCUCAUUUUGAUCUGUCUUGAUAAAUUGUUUAAAAAAAAAGAUCUCAAUCUACAUGCUGCGGUCUGUUUUACUUCUGAAAGUACUGCUGUACUACAUUACUAUUGGCUGUAUUG
This is a messenger RNA of Archocentrus centrarchus (flier cichlid), 2316 nucleotides long. Its product is annotated as equilibrative nucleoside transporter 3-like. NCBI's taxonomy places the organism in Eukaryota, Metazoa, Chordata, Actinopteri, Cichliformes, Cichlidae. The record is from RefSeq and is a predicted model, not a curated record. Gene Ontology annotation, molecular function: nucleoside transmembrane transporter activity. Gene Ontology annotation, cellular component: Golgi apparatus; plasma membrane. The transcript is spliced from 7 exons. Gene Ontology annotation, biological process: nucleoside transmembrane transport. The coding region runs from base 411 to 1829 and encodes 472 amino acids.